AGUGGUACUAGCUUUAAGAGAUGCGAGAUGAUAGGGCUGUUCGUAUCUCUACCCUACUUAGUAACAAAAUCACCUCCAUAUCUCCUAACGCCAUCUUAUAUAACGACUCGUCUCAUUCCGGUUAUGUGCUCGUUUAAAGCAACUUGAUAAACUGACUCAUCUACGAUCUACAAUCUUCACAUUUUAUACAAAGGUAGCACCCGCUUCACUUGUAAGGCUACAUUUUUUUUGCUGGCGCCACGGAAAAAAUGAACACCAACACUUCAACUGCCUCUGGACGGACGAAGGCUCCCAAAAAGAGAAAUAGCGACGUACGUAAAGAACAAAACCGAAUCGCGUCUCGUGCCUAUCGAGAGAAGCGCAAACAAAAGUUGGCACUCCUCGACGAAAUCUUAAAGUCUGAUUCACAAACGGAUUCUAUGAGUUCGGUGUCUGAUGAAACAGAAGGAUAUACUACGUCGUGGUCAUUGCAGAGCAGACAGGCCUCGAACAGCCCUAUCCCGGCUGCACUCUCUACCGUGCCCGUUGCCUCAUCGUGGCCGGUAGUAAGUCCGCCAAUGUCUUCGGCGGUUCCUAGUUAUGGCCACGAUACUUAUGACGGCUGGAUGAACUCUUUUGACCAUCCUAGCCAUAACUUUCCUACUAGCAACGACUAUGUGCAGUCAUACUUAGCUACAGAGGUUGGAGAUCAUUCUCUAGAUGCCUCUGCUUCAUACAAUAUGCAAUCGAUGCCCUCGGUGACCUCGACACCAUCAACACCACCCGUACCUUCUAUUCCACUGGACCCGAUGUUGGUUGGCCAGUUCACGCAGCAUCGUCAUCCACAGACAGCGCAAAAUCAGAGCAUGCAAAAUUCAUCUAAUCCAAUUGGUGGCGAUGAUGAAAUUUCAAGACAAUUAUGGGUCGGAUCACUCGAAGAUAAUGCGCUGAUGGCACUCGAGAGGUUUGGAGAAUAUAGCCACGUUCAACAACAGCAAGUCUUAGCCUGGGUACAAAAGAGAAGAAAUUUAUCACACAACACCUCUGGACACCAAGGCAUAGAGUACAGAUAUCCGACUUGUCAAGCAACACCCCCGCCUUCAGUUCCAGCCCAGUUUGUCAAUAGUGAUUUCCGCAAAUACCAGAGCAUGCGACAGGCCUCUGGAUCACCUAUCCCUCACGGGCACCACUAGAUGUGUUGCGAAUCAAGUAGGGUUACUUACUUGAUUACAUCGACUAACGAAAACCAUGUGACUGGAUACUACAAUUAAGUAUCUAAGCACACCAAAUACACUCCCUGCUCGCUAUCGACAGUAUUUGAGAGAAUACCAAGGAAAAUCGAUGAGAUAUAAGAGUUAUAGUAUCGAUCCUAUAAGACGAAGUCGCCACUGAGAUGCGUGGCAUAUCCUUAGAGUAAGAGAUCACGGAG
This is a messenger RNA of Annulohypoxylon maeteangense, 1408 nucleotides long. RefSeq lists its product as uncharacterized. Gene Ontology annotation, molecular function: DNA-binding transcription factor activity. The transcript is spliced from 3 exons. Lineage: Eukaryota; Fungi; Ascomycota; Sordariomycetes; Xylariales; Hypoxylaceae. Gene Ontology annotation, biological process: regulation of DNA-templated transcription. The record is from RefSeq and is a predicted model, not a curated record. The coding region runs from base 249 to 1172 and encodes 307 amino acids.